Molecule: messenger RNA, 1405 nt
Organism: Heteronotia binoei (common prickly gecko)
Lineage: Eukaryota; Metazoa; Chordata; Lepidosauria; Squamata; Gekkonidae
Product: toll-like receptor 2
Exons: 1
Coding region: 34-1377 (447 amino acids)
Biological process (GO): positive regulation of type II interferon production; positive regulation of type I interferon production; lipopolysaccharide-mediated signaling pathway
Cellular component (GO): lipopolysaccharide receptor complex; external side of plasma membrane; membrane raft
Molecular function (GO): lipopolysaccharide binding; protein binding
Source: RefSeq, a predicted model, not a curated record
CCUGUGAUUCUUCUCUUUUCCAGGCUUGGUAUCAUGUGCAGAACUCAGGCCUUUAUGUCCCUCCUUCUCCUGGGACUGAAACUCCCCAAGGCAAAAGGCAACUGUGGGUUUUUUGAGUCUGAAAAACUCUGCGUUUGUUCACUGCUGGAGGAGUCAGAGACUGAAAACGUUUUGGAAUGCUUGCAAGCCACCACAUACGAGCUUCGAGGCGGAAACCUGGAAAAAUUUGCCAUGUUUUCAGAAAUGACACCAUCUCCAUACAUUAUCGAUAUUCUCCAGGCCCUGGAAGUCCGCAAGCUCAUCUUUACAGACCUCGUUGUACCAGAGAUUCAAUUGCCAGGAGCUCUGGAAUUUGUUUCCCAUCCUCCUCUGCUCUCAGAAAUCGAAUUUGUAAACUGCACUUUCCUUAGGACAGCCGGCCGGCGUUACAAAGAUGGGCCUUCCCUGCUGCAGGUUUCCUCUCUGCGUUUCCACAAAGUGACAGCUGAGUCUCUGGCUGACAGGCGCAAUGAUUUGACCGGUCUGACAAGAUGGCUGGAGACCCUGAAGAAUUUGACACUCACCGAAUCACAGGUCACCUCCAUCCCAUGCGAAAUCAGCCAGGUGUUCACUGGAUUGCAUUUCCUUGAUGUUUCAGGAAACCAUUUCCAGGACAAGAGCAUCAGGUCUUCAUUCUGCCUGGGAGCUUUCCCAGCACUCCAGGUGUUAAAACUCCACCACAACCAGCUGAGCUCUUACGAUGCUGCGUGCGAGGCAGUUGUUGCCCUCAGCAUGCUCACUCACUUAGACCUCAGUCGGAACGAUUUCCUGCCUGGAUUCUCGCCCUCCUCCGAGUGCACGUGGCCUCAGACCCUUCGGGUUCUCAACUUGUCCAGCACAGGGCUAGAACAUGUGGAAUGGUCUCUGCCACCCAACCUGGAGACCUUAGACUUGAGCGCCAACAACAUCUUUACCCUUGAUCUCUCACUUCCUGCCUUGAAAGAACUCUACCUGUCCAAUAACAGUCUGCAGGCAAUCCCCUCAGUCGAGAAUCUCCCUCAUCUGGAAGUCCUCAGUGUCGAUCAAAACCAGAUCUCACAUCUGCCUAGCCAGAGCCUGCUGCAGCUGAGGCACUUGAAGGUCUUAAAAGCCGGCCACAAUCUCUAUAAUUGCUCUUGUCCUUAUACCCAGCAGCUCCAGGACUUGGCAAGCAAGCUGUCCUUACUGGCCGACUGGCCUCAUGACUAUACAUGCCAAUCCCCUCCUCAUUACGAGGACUCCUUGGUUAAAGAUAUGCCUUCUUCAACACUGCGGUGCAACCAAGCUCCGGUCGGACGUGGCUCCGUGGUCGUCUUGCUGUCCAGCCUUCACCUGGCUCUUUGCCUGUUUCUGAUUUGAUGAUCAUCAAACUUUUAUUUAGAUCAGU